Molecule: messenger RNA, 1664 nt
Organism: Trifolium pratense (red clover)
Lineage: Eukaryota; Viridiplantae; Streptophyta; Magnoliopsida; Fabales; Fabaceae
Exons: 10
Coding region: 158-1237 (359 amino acids)
Molecular function (GO): protein binding
Source: RefSeq, a predicted model, not a curated record
GCAUCGUGUUACACCGAAGCCCUCCCUACCACUCUCCAUGUUUCGUAAAACCCUGGGAGCUGAAAUGAAGGCUUAAGCAAGUCGCAUUUCUCAAAUCUACCGAGUUCACCCGGAAGCGACACCUGAGUCAUAACUCGCUCCAAAUUCACAUUGAACCAUGCAAGCGGUGUCAAACGCUCGCCGAAUCUCUCGGCUCUUACAAUCUCCGAUUUUCCUCUCAUCUCAUCUUCGAACCACCGAACAAUCGUUUCUCAAAGGGCUCGCACAUCGUAAUUACAGUUCUGAAGUUGAUAAUGUCGAAGCAACUCCAACAGAAGCUGUGAAAGAUCUUUAUGAUAAAAUGCUUGAAUCUGUAAAGGUUAAACGAUCCAUGCCUCCAAAUGCUUGGUUAUGGUCAAUGAUUUCUAAUUGUAAACACCAUCACGAUAUUAGUCUUCUCUUUGAUAUUUUGCAGAAUCUUCGCAGAUUUAGGCUGUCGAAUCUUCGCAUACAUGAUGAUUUUAACUGCAAUCUCUGUCGUGAAGUUACUAAAGCAUGUGUUCAUGCUGGAGCCCUCGAUUUCGGAAAGAAGGCUUUAUGGAAGCAUAAUGUCUAUGGAUUGGCACCGAGUGUUGCAUCUGCACACCAUAUAUUGAAUUAUGCUAAGAACAACAAUGAUACUAAUCUAUUGGUGGAAGUAAUGAAACUUUUAAAGAGAAAUGAUUUACCAUUGCAACCUGGCACAGCAGAUAUAGUUUUCGGCAUUUGUUACAAUACAGAUGAAUGGGAGUUGAUUAAUAAGUAUGCAAAAAGGUUUGUCAAGGCUGGUGUAAAAUUACGACAAACCUCAUUUGAAACAUGGAUGAAAUUUGCUGCCAAAAGAGGCGACACCGAGUCAUUAUGGAAAAUUGAAAAGUUGCGAUCUGAUUCAAUGAAGCAGCACACUUUGGCAACUGGGUUCUCAUGUGCCAAGGGUCUUCUGUUGGAACGUAAACCUAGUGAUGCUGUUGCCAUCAUUCAAGUUCUAAAUCAGACUUUGUCUGAUGCCAAAAAGUCAGGCAUGAAGGGUGAACUUCAGAAACUUGUAUCUGAGUGGCCUUUGGAAGUUCUUAAGCACAAAAAUGAUGAUGAAAGAAAGACAUUGGCAGACUCGUUGAAAUCUGAUAUCCUUGCAAUGGUUACUGAAUUACUGGACACGGGACUUGAGGCUAAUAUAAGUUUGGAAGACCUAAACAGAAUAGAAGAGGUUGCACAAUAGCACGAGUUCAGAAUUUGAGUAUUCUUGUUUGAGUAGACCUUUAUCAAGAUGCUUCAUAGCCGUAGAUAACAAGUCUCUGAUCAUAGCAAAUGUUGAUUACUUCAUGGAAAUUAAUUAUUAUUUUUUUGCUUCUAUUCUGACUAUUUCUUAUUGUAUGUGCCCCCAAGUGCUCAAGGUUUUGGUAGCAUAUUGGUGGCACUUGGCAUGAUUUUCAAGAACUGAAAUAUAGAUGUAGGUAUGUUGGAACAAAAACAAUAUGGGAAUGUGCUUCCAGUCCUCUACUAUGAGGUGUAAGCAAUUCAUUUCUACAAAUACAAGUGAGGAUGCAAUCUAUGCCUUGUAACCUCUUUGGUUUUAUGUAACCCUAAAAAACUAUUUGUAAUGUUUUUUCAUGAACUCCACAAUAUAACUUAAAAAUAAUGACUUA